AUGAUGCUGGCCACAGUGUUCCACAACUACCUGGGAUAUGCACCUGGUGCUGACUCACUUCCCAUCCUGUCCAAGCUAGGGCCCAACACAACAACUGAGUUGAUGGCCACCUCUCUGUGUUCUGAGAAGCUGCUUAUGGCUCCAGACUUGCAUGCUGACCCCACUUUUGUUGAGAAGUAUGCUGAGCUGUACUGCACCAUGGUGAAGGAGCAGAAGACAUCUGCCAGUCUUCCAUGCAAACUGGAGGAGGUCCCUCUACCCAUCUUGGGGAGUCUCACCAAGUGGUUGGCUGCAGCACAGUGCCCCAUGGAUGUGGUUGGCAAGAGCAGCAUUUUGCUGGGCAAACAUGCUGAUGACUUUGACAUGCUGGAUCUUGGAGAAUUGGAUAUUGCUGAUGGGAAUGGAGCUGAAGACUGGCAGAAGGCCAAAGAGAAGAUGGAGAGGGAGAUGGAGAAGCUGGAGAAGCAGAGGGAAAAAGAGCAAGUGAUGUGGGAUGCUGCUCUGGCCAUGGGCAAGGGGGGUGUAUGCAUGCAGACUAGCACAGGCACACCAUUCUAUGUUCGAGCCCCUUCGCCAGUGGUCUUUGAUGACUACCCUCCCCAUAUCUCUGAAGAAGUGUUGUCUCUGGCUGCAGCAAUCCCUGAGCAGCCUGCCACACCUGGACCUGCCAAGUUGAUCUCUGCAAGUCCUCCUUCCUCCCCCCCUCAAAUACCUGGUCCUCCUGCUGCUUCAUCAACUGAAGCAGCAAAAAAGUGGAGCUGGAAGGAGUGGAAAGCUCAUAGGAAGGCCCAGAAGGAAGCACAAGACGGGGAGCAUGAGGCCAAAGAAGCUGAUGUAGAACUUCUGCACAAAUGA
This is a messenger RNA of Dacryopinax primogenitus, 855 nucleotides long. RefSeq lists its product as uncharacterized. The transcript has a single exon. NCBI's taxonomy places the organism in Eukaryota, Fungi, Basidiomycota, Dacrymycetes, Dacrymycetales, Dacrymycetaceae. The coding region runs from base 1 to 855 and encodes 284 amino acids. The record is from RefSeq and is a predicted model, not a curated record.